GCAGCAGCAGCAGCAACAGCGGCAGCAGCAGCAGCAGCGGCAGCAGCAGCAGCAGCAUGGGGCUGGAGCUCUACCUGGACCUGCUCUCGCAGCCCUGCCGGGCGCUCUACAUCUUCGCCAAGUGCAACAACAUCCCCUUCGAGUUCAAGCCCGUGGAGCUGAUGAAGGGGCAGCACAGGACUGAGGACUUCCGGAAGGUGAACGUCCUGAUGAAAGUGCCGGCGUUAAGGGACGGCUCUUUCACCUUAGCAGAGAGCAUUGCGAUCCUCCUCUACCUGACCCGGAAAUUCAAGACACCCGAUCACUGGUACCCGUCUGACCUGCAGAAACGGGCCAAGGUUGAUGAGUACCUGUCGUGGCAGCACGUCAACAUUCGAGGGAAGGGGAGCAAGUUCUUCUUAACUAAGGUGCUGCUGCCUCUCGUUACAGGCCAGCCCCUUCCUCUAGAGAAACUGGAAGGAGUUACUGAAGAGCUGAAUGUUGUCCUGAAGCAGUUUGAGGAGAAGUUCUUGCAGGACAAGCCCUUCAUCGCAGGCAGCGAGGUCUCCCUGGCAGACCUGGUAGCGCUGGUGGAGCUCAUGCAGCCUGUAGGUGCUGGCUACGACCUCUUCGAGGAGAGGCCAAAACUAGCAGAGUGGCGCAGUCGGGUGGAAGAGGCGGUGGGGAAGAAGCUCUUCCAGGAGGCGCAUGAGGAGAUCUUGAAAGCCAAGAACUUGACCGCUGAAAAAAUUGCGCCUGAACUGAUGGAGCAUUUCAAGCACCACCUCCUAAAGCUGGCUUGCCAGAAUUAGGGGGUUACGCUCUAAGUAAAAUGGGUUAUUUUGUGCGGGCUUUUUGUCAUAUUUCAGCAUUUCUUCUAAAAUCAUAUAGAAACACCAAUCUGCAAAAUGCACUUUCAUCACAGCCUCUCUGCAACUUAGAAAGGAAACUACAUCUUAAACAAAGACUACAGUGACCUGCUUCCCCUGCUGUCUGCUGCAGCUCUGUUGACUGCAGCUCUGUAGGCUCUUCUUUCUCGCUCCAGCAGAAGUGGAUCUGCUUGAGGACUGAAGCAAUUCAGUCCCCGAGGAAACUGGAGCUAGUCAGAAGUGCCUUUUUUUUGUCCCUGAGUUUUCCAGGUCACAGCAACAAAGAAGGGGCAAAAGUUUCCUGAAAGUACGACAGAACAGAUCUGUCUGAACUGGAAUGAAGAAGGGGUGUAGAAAAUGGCUUUUGCAUUGCAACAAGCCCAAUAGGAAAUUUUUUGCUCUUUCCAUGAAAAGAGAAAAGUCAAAACUCGGCCCUUGGAUGGGGGACCCUGCCCAGUGGACACCUGGCCACUAGAGGUUGCUGCGUUAUCUCUUGGAGCAAAGGGAGAUUGUGCAGGAGUCAAGUGAGGUUUCUUAGCUGCUGGGAAGGAUGUGGUCAGCCCCACGAAUAAAGGUCCUCAAGCAACCAUAGACUCAGGCCCUAAUCUGCAAAGAACAGGCUGCACAGCAGGGAAAAGGUGCUUUUUUUUUAAACUGAAACCUCUGCCAACUGCACUUCCCCGUCCUCGAGCCACGCUGGUGCUCUGGCCCUUCUCUGGAGCUUCUCUGGGAGCUCGGGGGAAGGCAUCCAAGCGGGGCUCUCCCCCUUGCAGAGUGGCUGUGCAGGGCUGCUGCCGGGGGCAGCGGGGGCCGUGCCGGCCAGCCCUGGGGGAACUGGAUUGCACGGGCGAUAAAUUGACUAAUGCCUUAAACACAGUUAAUGUUCUACUACUUUUUUGUCAUGUCUGAUUCUCCAAUAAAGUUAACGGUUAUACUUGC
Molecule: messenger RNA, 1787 nt
Organism: Dromaius novaehollandiae (emu)
Lineage: Eukaryota; Metazoa; Chordata; Aves; Casuariiformes; Dromaiidae
Gene: GSTT2B
Product: glutathione S-transferase theta 2B
Exons: 5
Coding region: 57-791 (244 amino acids)
Biological process (GO): glutathione metabolic process
Cellular component (GO): cytoplasm
Molecular function (GO): glutathione transferase activity
Source: RefSeq, a predicted model, not a curated record